Molecule: messenger RNA, 2004 nt
Organism: Theobroma cacao (cacao)
Lineage: Eukaryota; Viridiplantae; Streptophyta; Magnoliopsida; Malvales; Malvaceae
Biological process (GO): protein phosphorylation
Molecular function (GO): protein binding; ATP binding; protein kinase activity
Source: RefSeq, a predicted model, not a curated record
CAAAAUUUACCCACCUUCUGGCGUUAUUAAGAAUCAAUGGUUCUAUCCCUUCAAAAAUUGGAGAUUUGAAGACUUUGCUGACUUUAUCCCUUCAGUCAAAUCUUUUAGAAGGUCACAUACCCAAGGAAAUUGGAAAUUUGAGAGCACUGGCUUCAUUGGAUCUCUUUCAAAAUCGAUUGAGUGGACCCAUUCCGCCUCAAAUUGGUAAUUGCUUCAAUUUAACAGAGUUGAACUUAUGCAACAACAGAAUCACUGGUUCUAUCCCUUCAAAAAUUGGAGAUUUGAAGACUUUGCUGACUUUAUCCCUCCAGUCAAAUCUUUUAGAAGGUCACAUACCCAAGGAAAUUGGAAAUUUGAGAGCACUGGUUUCAUUGAAUCUCUUUCAAAAUCGAUUGACUGGACCCAUUCCGCCUCAAAUUGGUAAUUGCUUCAAUUUAACUGAGUUGAACUUAAGUAGCAACAAUUUACAAGGUCUCAUUCCUAGUCAAAUCGGCAAUCUUUCGUUGCUAGAACAAGUAGAUCUGAGAAAUAAUGAUUUCUCAGGUGUAGUUCCACUUAAUAUUCCUUGGGCAAUGUAUAAUUUCGUAAAUUCUAGCUGUUAUGAUAUAGAUGCUCGCAUAUUUGGUGGCAACAAAAAUUUAUCACCCUACUCCUGUUCUCCGCCAACCAAUUAUUCAGUGAAGAAGGGUCACAAUCUCCAAAUAUUUCUACCCGUUACCGUACUCGUUGCUUUUUUUCUUCUCGGGUGUUCAUUAUUAUCGUGGAGGUGUAAGGUCAAGGUCAACCCAACUAGUGUAUUGCAAGCCACGAAGAAUGGAGACCUGUUCUCGAUAUGGAACUACGAUGGAAAGAUUGCUUACGAAGACAUCAUAGCAGCAACAAAUGAUUUUGACAUUCGAUACUGCAUUGGAACUGGUGGUUACGGAAGUGUCUACAAAGCACAGCUACCAAGUGGCAAAGUGGUUGCCUUGAAGAAGCUUCAUCGUCUUGAAGCUGAGGAACCGGCUUUCGAUAGGAGUUUUAGAAAUGAGAUCAAAUUCUUAACAGAAGUUCGACAUCGAAACAUUGUGAAACUGCAUGGGUAUUGUCUACACAAACGAUGCAUGUUUUUGAUUUAUGAAUACAUGGAAAGGGGAAGCUUGUUUUUCAUGCUAAGUGAUGAUGUUCAAGCCGUGGAAUUGGAUUGGGCAAAAAGAGUGAACAUUAUCAAGAGCACAGCUUACGCUUUAUCUUACUUGCAUUUUGCGUGCACACCAAUAAUAGUUCAUCGAGACAUUUCAAGUAACAACAUUCUGUUAAACUCGGACUUGGAGGCUUUUGUCUCUGACUUUGGGACUGCCAGAAUCAUAGAUCCUGAUUCUUCAAAUCAAACAAGGCUUGUUGGCACUUAUGGCUAUGUAGCUCCAGAAUUUGCCUACACAAUGGUUGUAACUGAAAAAGGUGAUGUUUAUAGUUUUGGAGUAUUGGCAUUGGAAACAUUGAUGGGAAAGCAUCCUGCAGAAAUUUUGUCCUUGUUAUCAGCACCAUCUUCAUUGCAAAAUAUAAUGUUAACUGAUGUAUUAGAUCCACGUCUCUCACCUCCAACAAGCCAGCUGGUCGCACAGAAUAUUGUUCACGUAGCUACCAUAGCAUUCGCAUGUCUACAAGCUGAUCCAAAAUUAAGGCCAACAAUGAAACAUGUCUCACAGAUGUUUCUUUCUUGUCAAAGAUCAUUGAGGAACCCCCUCCGAACAAUCUCUUUGCUGCAACUUGUGACAAGUGGAAUGCAUAUGGAAGGAUCAUGUCAAGCUCCAAAAUGAUAGUGCCAUUAUUAGGACAAGUGUCUUGUCGUUUUUGUAAACUGAUUACUAGGAUGCAUUUCUGGUUUCAACCUUUCCUUUUUUAUUUUUGGUCCUUACUUUUUGUUAUUUCCUCUUUCAUAUUCUCCAUGUUAUUAGUUCUCCAAUUUGAUGAAAAUGUGUUCUGUUUUCAUUGUGAAAAGGCAGUCUAUCAUGAUAAGUUACA